ACACAGUAGGCUUGCCUGCGGUUCGACACUGACAAACAUUUUCGGCAAACAACCGUUCAAAUUUCCAGCAUAAUUAUAAAAUGGCUGAAAGUCAGGAUUCGUCGGUCUCGUCACGCAUCACGCUCUUUAACCAACAAGCUGAGCAGCAUAAGAACUGGAUGAUGAUAAACCCCUUCGCCCAUUACAACGUGAACGAGAUGCCAAAGAGGACCUUUCCAGAGGAGGAAUACGGCAGAGCUCCGGCGGGCAGUCUUUCCGAGCAGAGAUCCUUGCAGGCGAAUGUCCGUGCUCUGGAGGAGAUCCUCCAACUGUGCGAUAUGAUACAGAAAUCCGGUCGUGAUGAUCCUAUUGAUGGGAGAAAAGUACUAGCUUUCGGGCAGCUAUUUGAAACUUACAACGAUAUAUCUGACAAAUUGCUUGCCACUCUGUUGGGUGCCCGAAAGUAUGGAUUCGUGGACUUCAGCGGGGAAACCCUUUUUCAAGGUCGUGAUGACACAGAACCCGUCCGCCUGCUUCGCCCCUUCGAGGAGCUCCAAGCCGAAAUCAUUGCCAAGGUCGCCGAUCUGCGCUGCGAUUUCACUGAAAAACCGGAGGAACCGACUCUGCUUCGCGAGGAUUAGGUGAUGUUUUCUGCUUAAAAGUGGGCCAGAAACUGUCAUCUACCUUUGACCCGUUUCAAAACCACGCGCACGUGCUCGCCUCUAAGCCCUUUUGCUUAUUGAAUUAAAGUCUGGGUACCUGGCCAAAAGGCUUUUAACCAACAGCGAUAACUCGCCAAUCCCAUCACGUAUACGACAAGAGGGCCCCCUCGCAAACACCUGUCGCUGUGGUUUUUUAAUAACACACCACCCCUGCGAUUGUUUUACCUCCAGGAAAUAAACAAAUUAUAGCCGACUUAGUUGAAUUCCU
Drosophila sechellia is the source of this 909-nucleotide messenger RNA. RefSeq names its product actin-binding Rho-activating protein. Gene Ontology annotation, molecular function: actin binding. Gene Ontology annotation, biological process: positive regulation of transcription by RNA polymerase II; positive regulation of Rho protein signal transduction. Gene Ontology annotation, cellular component: sarcomere. NCBI's taxonomy places the organism in Eukaryota, Metazoa, Arthropoda, Insecta, Diptera, Drosophilidae. The record is from RefSeq and is a predicted model, not a curated record. The transcript is spliced from 2 exons. Bases 81 to 620 code for a protein of 179 amino acids.